This is a messenger RNA of Hibiscus syriacus, 1009 nucleotides long. RefSeq names its product Fanconi anemia group D2 protein-like. Gene Ontology annotation, biological process: homologous chromosome pairing at meiosis; interstrand cross-link repair; mitotic intra-S DNA damage checkpoint signaling. The transcript is spliced from 8 exons. The record is from RefSeq and is a predicted model, not a curated record. Gene Ontology annotation, cellular component: condensed chromosome; nucleus. Bases 1 to 939 code for a protein of 312 amino acids. Gene Ontology annotation, molecular function: DNA polymerase binding. NCBI's taxonomy places the organism in Eukaryota, Viridiplantae, Streptophyta, Magnoliopsida, Malvales, Malvaceae.
AUGUUAUUUCUCCGCCACAAACAACCGUCACGGAAGAGAUCUACCUCUUCCUUUGUCCCUCCAUUUCCUCCGCCCAAAAUCCCCAAAUCUCAAAACGACGAAGGAACUGCCGUUGAUGCUGUUAAGAAGAUGGUUUCAAUAUUGGCCGAGGGCGGUUGCAACUUGGUUAGUCCUUUGGGUCUGCCCUCCGAUCCCUACAAGCUCCGCCGCCACCUCUCCUGCCUUUUUUCUUCUACUGACGAUCGCUCCGUUUUUCUCUCUGAUUACUCUUAUUGUUUCCCAUCAAAUAAGUUGAUUGAGGCUGGUCCUUCUGUGCAGUUUGAAGUAAACCUCACAGUUCUUGACAAAUUGGUUAAGGAAGUUGUUUGCUUAGAGAAGGUUCGAUCUUUUGCUCAACCCGAAAAUGUUCACACACUUUUGAUCAGGAUGCAAAAGAAUGUUAAUGUGGUUGUUGCACUAGUUAGCAUGUGCAGAACCCAUGAGAAGGUCACCAUGCAUGCCAUGGAAGUCAAGUAUGGUGGGAAAUUCAUUGAUUCCUUCCUUAUAGCGUUUGACUUCUUGCAGGUUCACUUCCAAACGCAUAAUGAAGUCAUACUUCUAUUGGUGAAAGAACUUCAAAAGGCAACACGAACGAUUCAGACCCUAUGUUCAGAAGCAAAGGGCUUGAAACAAACAGCCAUCACCGGCAAAAUACCUGCUACUAAAAGAUCUUUGGAACGCUUUUUGUUUCGUGUCAAGACUCUUCUCCAUUCAACCUCUAACGGCUGCACUUUCUGGAUGGGUAAUCUAAAACACAAGGAUCUCAGGGGUCAGGUGCUCAGCUCUCAGGCAUAUGUAGAUGAUGAAGUUGACAACAUGGAUGAAGAUCCAGCCGGAGCUGGUGAGGUGGAUCCACAAGGUACUGUUCCCUCUGCUAGUGAAAAUAGUGAAGCAGAAUGAAUAUUUCUUUUUAUCUGUAAAAUACUUCCUUUUUUAUCCGAUGCCGUAAUUCAGUUAUUUUCUUUGCUAA